Pelagomonas calceolata is the source of this 1565-nucleotide messenger RNA. NCBI's taxonomy places the organism in Eukaryota, Pelagophyceae, Pelagomonadales, Pelagomonadaceae. The record is from the annotation of a GenBank genome assembly.
ACCCAAGCACAGUCCGCAGUCAAGCUCUAUUGCAGCUAUUGCGGCGCGCGGAGCACCAUAAACGCAUAGAGAAGCUUUAAACGACAGCUGUGCUGCUGCGCAAACCGCUCUUGACGCACAGCGCCUAGCAGCAACACCCCCAGCGGUACCGCCUCAGCAGCGCGCACGCCGCGCAGCGCGCACGCCGCCGCAGCGCGCACAAAAACAUGGCCGACGCCAUGGAUGUCGACAGCGCCCAACCCAGACAGUUCCGCUUAAUCAAGGCCUCCGGCGACGCCCACGUCGCGCGAUUACCGCCGUCGCUCGGCGCGCGGCUCUUCGACGACGCGCGCGCGCAGCUGACGGAGGAACUCGAGUCGGACGUGAGCGAGGACGAGCAGGACCCCGACGCGAAGCCGAACUUUCGGCGGAGACGACGGCGGUUCCGCGGACGAAAGUUGAGACAGCACUCGCGGUGGCGAAUCGAGGUGCCGGACGGUUCGGGACCGACGGCGCUAGUCGGCGCUAGGGAAGGCGGCGUCGCUUCCAAAUAUGCGCUACUCCGAGAGACGGCAGCUGGAGCCGUGGAAGUGCUCAGCGUCAAAGACUGGUUCGCCUUCCGGCCGCCGGUGACGCACGCCACCCUAAACAGCGAAGAAGUCGAGACGGCCAUGGCCAAGGAUAGUGUGAGGUACGACGUCGCCGCGGCGGCGCGCUUGCAGCCCUGGCGCCGCGACCAGGGUCAACCCUCAGCCAAACCUAAAAAGAAAACGGGCGUUUUUGGAAGGUUAGCAGCAAAACUCGAAGCCGACGACCCCGGUGUGAAGGAGAGAACGACGAAGGGCCGGAAGGGCGGUUCUCGCGCGGCCAAGGACUUGUUCCGGAGCGAAGGCAACGAGGCGCACGGUGAUAUCGAUUUUGGGAUGAACGCGGCGGGCGGCGACCGCGACGAGGACAUUAUUGAGGGGAGAGGCGACGACGGCCUGGACGUCGAGGAGGACUUCCAGGACGACGAGGCCGACGAAGAAAAACACGAUUUGGAUGGGUUAUUUUUCCGAGAUGAUGCAUUGAGUGAUGAUGAAGUAGCGGACGACGAGGAUGAUACCUUAACACCGGAGCAGCGCAAGGCCAUGAAGGAGCAAGCUCGGAAAGAUCGCGAGCAGGCCGCGUUGCUGCGGGGCCAGGCGCCGACGAAGCGCGCGUGGCGCGAGGCCGAGCACGAGGAGGAGAAAAAUAAAAGGAGGAAGGUCGAGUCGACGCAGAUGGGCCAGCACUCGCAGGCCUGGGACCACACGAAGGCGCAGAAGCCUACCGUCGUGCUAUCUUCCUCGUCGAAGAAGCGCCCGAAAGUAUCAUCUUCGGAUGAUGCUGCGGAACUUACCGAGGCGGAAGUGCGCGGCGCCUUACAAGCCGCGGGCGGCCGCAUGAAGACGAAGGAUCUUUUAGUAAGGUUCAAGGCGCGGCUCAAGGCGAACCCGGCGAACAAGGACGCGAUCAAGCGCAUCUUGCGGGCCGUCGCGGACGUGUCCGACGAGUCGGGCGUGCGCGUGCUCGUGCUGAAGGCGGAGUAAGUCCUUAGUUGCCCA